Messenger RNA from Homo sapiens (human), 9162 nucleotides. It is a transcript of the gene GNB5, whose product is annotated as G protein subunit beta 5. The transcript has 11 exons. The record is from RefSeq and is a predicted model, not a curated record. Gene Ontology annotation, cellular component: postsynaptic membrane; cone photoreceptor outer segment; dendrite. The coding region runs from base 444 to 1505 and encodes 353 amino acids. Gene Ontology annotation, biological process: signal transduction. Lineage: Eukaryota; Metazoa; Chordata; Mammalia; Primates; Hominidae.
CUGCGGUUUGCUGGGGGUCCACUCCAGACCCUUAUUGCCUGGGUCCCUCCUGCACCUGGAGGUAUCACCAGUGAAGGCUGCAAAACAGCAAAGAUGGCAUCCAGCUCCUUCCUCUGGAGACUCCAUCCCAGAGGGGCACCAACCUGAUGCCAGCUGGAACGCUCCUGGAGGAGGCAUUUGUAGACCCCUGUUGGGAGGUCUCACCCAGUCAAGAGGAAUGGGAUCAGGGACCCGCUUAAAGAAGCAGUCUGGCUGCCCCCUGGUGGAGCAGAUACGCUGUGCUGGGGGAAACCUCCCUCAUCCAGACCACCCAGACUCUCCAGAGCAUCCAGGUCCCACUGAAAGUAGCAGUCUGGCCAUGAUCUGCCACAGCAGCUGUGCUGCGCUGUGGGGAAUUCCUCCCAGUUUGGACCACCCUGACUCCCAGGAGCUGGCAGGCCAGGAUGGCCUACUUGAGCUGCAGAGAUAGUGUCUGUCCCUCCUACACGUCCACCCAGCUCGGUCGUCUCAGGCCGUCUCCAACGUCUACCACUGGCUGGCUGGAAUUACAAGACAUGCACCAGGUGGCGGAGCGGGUGGAGGCCCUGGGGCAGUUUGUCAUGAAGACCAGAAGGACCCUCAAAGGCCACGGGAACAAAGUCCUGUGCAUGGACUGGUGCAAAGAUAAGAGGAGGAUCGUGAGCUCGUCACAGGAUGGGAAGGUGAUCGUGUGGGAUUCCUUCACCACAAACAAGGAGCACGCGGUCACCAUGCCCUGCACGUGGGUGAUGGCAUGUGCUUAUGCCCCAUCGGGAUGUGCCAUUGCUUGUGGUGGUUUGGAUAAUAAGUGUUCUGUGUACCCCUUGACGUUUGACAAAAAUGAAAACAUGGCUGCCAAAAAGAAGUCUGUUGCUAUGCACACCAACUACCUGUCGGCCUGCAGCUUCACCAACUCUGACAUGCAGAUCCUGACAGCGAGCGGCGAUGGCACAUGUGCCCUGUGGGACGUGGAGAGCGGGCAGCUGCUGCAGAGCUUCCACGGACAUGGGGCUGACGUCCUCUGCUUGGACCUGGCCCCCUCAGAAACUGGAAACACCUUCGUGUCUGGGGGAUGUGACAAGAAAGCCAUGGUGUGGGACAUGCGCUCCGGCCAGUGCGUGCAGGCCUUUGAAACACAUGAAUCUGACAUCAACAGUGUCCGGUACUACCCCAGUGGAGAUGCCUUUGCUUCAGGGUCAGAUGACGCUACGUGUCGCCUCUAUGACCUGCGGGCAGAUAGGGAGGUUGCCAUCUAUUCCAAAGAAAGCAUCAUAUUUGGAGCAUCCAGCGUGGACUUCUCCCUCAGUGGUCGCCUGCUGUUUGCUGGAUACAAUGAUUACACUAUCAACGUCUGGGAUGUUCUCAAAGGGUCCCGGGUCUCCAUCCUGUUUGGACAUGAAAACCGCGUUAGCACUCUACGAGUUUCCCCCGAUGGGACUGCUUUCUGCUCUGGAUCAUGGGAUCAUACCCUCAGAGUCUGGGCCUAAUCAUCUUCUGACAGUGCACUCAUGUAUACCUGAGAAUUUGAAAUCUUCACAUGUAAAUAGAUAUUACUUCUAGAGGAGCUUAGAGUUUAUUGCAGUGUAGCUUAGGGGAGCAACCCAUGGCUCACAGGUCACUAAGCGUCUCCAAUAUGACUAUUAAAACUGUCACCUCUGGAAAUACACUAGUGUGAGCCUUCAGCACUGCGAGAAUACCUUCAAGUACAGUAUUUUUCUUUUGGAACACUUUUUAAAAUGUAUCUGUUUUUAAGGUUAUUCUAAAUUAUAGUAGCCUCAACUCAUUCUGUCACCAGUAGAAUUCAGCAGUUAAUAUAUUCCAUAUUAUUUCUUUGAAUCAAUUCAUUUUCAGAGCACUUUAAAGUCUGAUAUUUCUCGAUGUGCACUGUGAUGCCUGGAACCUUCCUCUGGAAGUGCUGAUUUUAUGGACUGAGGACUGGUGACUGGUCUGUGAUAGAAGCAAAUUCCAAUUCCAAAUGUAAUUAGACAAAAAUCAUUUUUUUAGAAUGUGUUUUUAUUGUAAAAGUAUCUUUUUCAGCUUCCUGUUCUAUUGUCUUUUUUCAGAUACAACAUUUUUGUCUAUGGUGAACUGCUGUAAAUGACGCAGAGAAAUGCCUAAAAAGGACAGGUGGUUUGACUCAUGGAUGAUGAUGAUGUCACUGUGCCACUUGGACAGGGCGUUUUCUCUGAAUUGAAGGGAAAGCCAAUGGUGUUUGUAAACAAAUGCUUCUGAGAGCAAAGAAAAGUCUUCUGUGUGGGAACACAAGAUAGUAAACUUAUUUAAAAACCUAUUAGUAGAAUUAGUGGAAACACUUAGGUUAAAGUGAAUCUUGUCCAUAUAAAUUAUAUUCAUGGCCGGGCGCGGUGGCUCACGCUUGUAAUCCCAGCACUUUGGGAGGCCGAGGCGGGCGGAUCACGAGGUCAGGAGUUCGAGACCACGGUGAAACCCUGUCUCUACUAAAAAAUACAAAAAAUUAGCCGGGCGUGGUGGCGGGCGCCUGUAGUCCCAGCUACUCGGAGAGGCUGAGGCAGGAGAAUGGCGUGAACCCGGGAGGUGGAGCUUGCAGUGAGCCGAGGUCGAGCCACUGCAGCCUGGGUGACAAAGCGAGACUCCGUCUCAAAAAAAAAAAAAAAUUAUAUUCAUAUGUAUUGCAUUGCAAUUAUAAUUACAUAUGCAGAUUGAUUGAUAGUCAUGAAUAAUAACGUCUGCUCCUCUUACAUAGAAAAACGAUAUUAAAAGAAGAUCUUCUCUUUAUUUGAGACUCAGAAUUCCUUCUAGAAGAAGGAAGUGCUUUUUGUUAUAGGAUCCCUUCUUUUCCUUUUUUUGUUUUUUUGUAAGAUGUAGAUGCUUAUUCUUUGCUUUAGAAAACUUCUCACUUAAAAAGAUGGCAUGCACCUAGGGGAAUAAAAGGUCACCUCAGACACCAGGUGUCAUUCCUGGUGAGGCCUGCCUCGUCGGUGGCCUGGGGUCUGCCGGCAGGUUCUGGCUGCACCUGAAGGCUGCGUGCACCUUGUCCCCUGGACAGGUCUCCUUUCCUGGCCCUGCUCCAGCCCAGCCCUUCUUCUAGUGGUAGCUCUGGCUUUGCAGGCCCAGCUCCAGGCCCUGCUCCUCAGAGAGACUCUUCCAGAGCUGGAGCUGGGCACAGCCAUAAGACAGGACUGGACCAGAUGCUCCUGUAAACAUCCAGGGGUGUGCCAGGCCCACCCUCACAACUGCUUGUUCAGGUAUCGUGAUGGGCCACUCGGUCCAAAAUCAGCCAGGCCAUCUUUUCCAUCAUCUCACUUCAAAUAAACAUAAUAAUUAUAUUUGAUCAUUUGCAGAGCAGUUACUGGUGGUUUUAUUGUACACUGGGGUCUGGGGUAGAGAGAGAAAAAUGAAGGGCCUCUGCCUUCCUCCAGGGAGCCCAGAGAGAGUGCUUUUUAGUCCCAGUAGAUUCCAGUCUGGGCAGGGGCUCAGGAAAUGGGCCCAGUGUCUGGCCAGCUCCUGCCAGGUGCUGAAGGGGUCAGGGCACCAUGGGAUUCCUGAGCUCUGCUCCAGAAUGUCCCACAGUGGCCCCUGGUGCAGCUGGCCUCCUUGUGGUGGCAUCCCCAACCCUCUCUCCCACAGCCAUUUUUUUUUUUGUCUCUGCACUGUGCCUUCCGGCUCCCAGAAGUGCAGGAAGGCACGAGAAAGGAAGGAAAGGUGGCCCAGGGAAGCACAUUCCAGGUUCCAUGUUUGGAGAGGUGGAGAGCAUCUUCAGGAUAUGUGCAAAGUAGACUGUGACUUUCCAAUCCAAAAAGCCACUUUAAGGGCCCAGGGAAAGUAUUCCAGAGAAUGCUUCCACUCCCCGCAUGGGCAGGAAGCCUCCUUCGCUGUGAGCAUGCGCUCUCGCAGUGGGUGCUGUCGGGAUUUGCUGAUGAGAUACUUGAUUUGGACUAUGUGACAGCAUGUGGAGACUCAGGGGUAAGCUCCAUGGGAUAGAUUGUAUUUUGCAGAUUGAAAAUAAUGCUGAGUGCAUUUUAUAAUCAGCUUUUCUUUUUUCCAGAGGACUUGGGGAUAAACCUACCAAACCAAUUGUGGUGAAGGGGCCAAACAGAUGGGCCCCCAGGGGUGUAGAGCCUUGGGCAGCCCCCUCCUGGGCCAGAAAAAAGAAAGUUCAGGCAGAAAGGUGUGGGUGAUGGGUAUUUAUGGGAAAUAUCUGUGACAUGAAGCCAAGUCCAGUGCUUUAGAAUGCGCGGUCAGCCUCUCACCGGUGGGGCCCUGGCAGCCGUCCCUCUUCUCCCAGGCGAGCCAGAGGUGGGCAUCCCGUUGCCACUGCCCUCUUCCCGCUCUUCUACCUCCUUUGCACCCUUCUCUAGGUUAUAAGUGGCUUAAAACAGCACAGGGUUGUAAGGGCCUUUGUGUCCCGGGCUCUCAUAGUUGCCAGGCCAGCUGGCUGAAAGGUGGCACCACCGAUACUGGGACUCCUCUGUGAGUUAGAGGGAUGCCUUGGUGACAUAAGAGGGCUGGCCUUCAUUCACACCCACCUCUGUCACGGUCACAGAAUAUAUGAUAAUAUCUGAGUUUUUCUCAGCCUCAGUUUCCCCAUUUGUAACAUGGGAUGGGACUAAAAUAUGUAAAGUGCCUACCUCAGCCUUUAGCACAUCUUCAGGAAGGGUUAGUUCCCAGCUUCUCCCUGUGUCCUCCUCAGUCCCCUUCCUAUUUGCCCCCCUCCCUUCUCCCUCCACCUAUCUUCCCUCUUUCUCUUCCCUUCCCCUCCUCCUCCCUCUCUCCUCCCUCUCUCCCAUUUCCCCCUCCCUCCCUCCCAUCUCCUCCUCCCUCCCUCCCAUCUCCUCCUCCUCCCUCCCAUCUCCUCCCUCCCAUCUCCUCCUCCCUCCCAUCUCCUCCUCCCUCCCAUCUCCUCCUCCCUCCCAUCUCCUCCUCCCUUCCUCCUGUCACCCCUCCUCCCUCCCUCUCAUCACCUCCUCCCUCCCUCCCAUCGCCUCCUCUCUCCUUCCUAUCUCCUCUUUCCUCUUCUCUGCCCCCUCCCCCUCUCCUCAUUCAUCCGGACUCCUUUUUCUAACCCUUCUCAAUCUUCCCCCAUUCCUCAUCUCCUCUUCCUCUGUCUCCCUGUUCCACCUCUCUCCUGGUCUCCUUCCUUCCCCUUCUGCUGUUUCUCCCUCCCUCCUCCUCCCUUCCCAUUCCCCUUCCCCCAGCACUUCCUUUUCUCCCCAUCUCCUCCCCAUUCCCCUUCCCCCAGCUCUUUCUUUUCUCCCCAUCUCCUCCCCAUCCAUAGGCAGCCCCCACUCAUAUAGCAAAUUAGUAAUUCUCAUCAGUUAGAGCUUCGUCUGGGCUAGUGGUUCUCAAACUUUUUGGUCUUAGGAUCUCUGUACACUUUUUUUUUUUUUUUUUUUUUACGUGGAGUUUUGCUCUUGUUGCCCAGGCUGGAGUGCAGUGGCGCGAUCUCGGGCUCACUUCAACCUCCGCCUCCUGGGUUCAAGCGAUUCUCCUGCCUCAGCCUCCCGAGUAGCUGGGAUUACAAGGCAUGCACCACCACGCCCGGCUAAUUUUGUAUUUUUAGUAGAGACCAGGUUUCUCCAUGUUGGUCACACUGGUCUCGAACUCCCAACCUCAGGUGAUCCUCCCACCUUGGCCUCCCAAAGUGCUGGGAUUACAGGUGUAAGCCACCGUGCCCAGCCUACACCCUUAAAAGUUAUUGAGGACCCCAAAUAACUUGCUCAUUGUGGAUUGUAUCUAUCCAUAUUUAUUGUAUUAGAAAUUAAGACUGAGAAAAAGUUAUAAAACACAAGAAUACAGAUGCACACGUUCCAUUAGCCAUCAAGGUGAUCUUUCUCCCAUGCCAGUAGUCUCUGGAAAAUUCCUGAGAGGAUGAAAAUAAAAAAAUCACCCAUACAAAAAAAAAAAGUGUCAAUAUUAUUAUGAAAAUAGUUUUGACCGUGAGGACCCCCUGAAAGGGUCUCAGGGACCCUCGGGGGCCCUGGAUCUUGCUUUGAGAACAGCUGAUCUGGGCUAAUGAGCCCUUUUCCAGCCCCUCUGUGUGAGACCUCCCAGAAACCACUAAGGGCCUUGGAAGAGCUUGGCAAAGAAAGAGGUGACAGGAUGAUUGAGGAGAGCCACCCUAGGGAAAGCCUUCAGAGGAGGCUUUGGGACAGCCCCGGUCGGUGGAGGAAGUCCCAGAGAGGCAGUCGGAAGGGCUAGGGACCAGCUGAGGCCUGUGACCUGAAAAUCCUUUCAAAAGAGGACGCCUGGAAGCCUGGGGAAGGCACAGUGGGUGGGGUAGAAGACUGGGGCUGAGGCCCAGGCCAUUCCCAAGCCUGGAAGAGCUGAUUGAGUGGGGAUUUGUAGAUCUUCAUUUCCCAAACUUGCCUGCUGAGAAGAAUCGUCCCACCCAUGGCAGGUUCCUGCACUGCGCCUUCAGGGCCCUGCCCUGAGAUCUGGACUGGGCGGGCCUGAGGUGGGCCAGGAAAUCUGAGCCGGAGGCCCACUGGGGAGGCCGCGAGUGAAUCUUGUCUCUGUGGAUCCUUUGUAAGGAUUGCCAUGCUAAACCACUUGCCCUCUCAUCCGUGACCGGAGAGAAUUGGGUCACUCUUCCAGACAUACCACAGACUCCUGCUUCUAGACAGCACUUGGCUGGAGCCAGGCUGGCCUUCAGGGUUGGUCAGUCUCCACAGGGGACUCUGGCCUCCCGUGGGCUGCCACAGGGCCAACCCCAGUGAAAGAAAUGAAAUGACUGAAUAUGUUCAUGUCAUUAGAAAAAGGAUGCAGCAGGGGGUGGGGAGGAGUUGGUUAAUGGAAUCAAAUUUGCAGCAAGAUAGGAGUCUAGUGUUUGGCGGCACUGUAGGGUGACUAUCGCUAACAAUAAUUUACUGUGUAUUUUCAAGUAGCUAGAAGAGAGAAUUUUGAAUGUUCCUGUCAACCUAAAUAACAAAGACAGGCUCGCUAAAGAUAUUUAAUCAAAAGUAGGGCAUUGCAACAGGAAUAUGUGUGCUGUAGUAAACUGUGUGCAUAUUCCAGGAGGUAAAGAAAAACAAAGGUGACUGGGCGCGGUGGCUCACGCCUGUAAUCCCAGCACUUUGGGAGGCCGAGGCGGGUGGAUCACGAGGUCAGGAGAUCGAGACCAUCCUGGCUAACACGGUGAAACCCUGUCUGUACUAAAAAAAAAUAUAUAUAUAUAUUAGCUGGGCGUGGUGGCAGGUGCCUGUAGUCCCAGCUGCUCGGGAGGCUGGGGCAGGAGAAUGGCAUGAACCCAGGAGGUAGAGCUUGCAGUGAGCCGAGAUGGCACCACUGCACUCCAGCCUGGGCGACAGAGCGAGACUCUGACUCAAAAAAACAAAGAAAAAAAAAAAGAAAAACAAAGGUUUUUAAAGGAAAAAAUGAGGAGGAUUACAUAAUGGUUUUGAAAUAAUUAUCCUUGGCUACAAAUAUCAAUAACAAAGGUCACACCAGUCCGAGGUUGGACAGGCAGUUGCUAGGCAGAUGUCUUUGCAGAAGUAAUUUUUGUGUGAGGUUGCAGCAGCCUAUGUGCAAGGUUGUAAUUUUUGCAGAAUCUUUUGUGAUCAUUUUUGGUAUUAGGCAUACAAGCAUGAGAAUCCCCUCUUCAUGGCCUCCCCAGCUCUAUUUGUCAUGGUUUGUUUUUUUAAAACACUAGUGACUCUAUUUGAAUUCUAACAACUUUCACAUUCCCAACACAAAUGAUAGACAUUUAAGGGAUUAAUAUGCUAAUUACCCUGAUCAUUACACAUUGUAUACAUGUAUCAAAAUAACACACUGUACCCCAUAAAUACAUACAAUUAUGUGUCAAUUAAAGAUCAUUAUUUUUAAAAAUAGGACCAGAAAAAAAGAUGCAGACCCUCUAGUAAGGAGAUGGGAUCAGGAGUGAUUCCAUGGUUAAUUUAACCCACAUAAACAACUAAUCGUAAGUAUGGUAUGAGCGUUUAUGUAAAGACUGUGACAACAGGAAAUGUCUGUCUUUGAACCCAAGGUUAUCUAACCAGCACACCAAUGGUGAAAGAUUAACUUUGUCAGAAACCAGGAACCAUGAAGCAGAGGUCACUGUUUCCAACCUGUGUGUUUUCCACGGUAAUUGGCAGCCUCCCCAAGGGAAAUUAAAACAUAUGUCCACACAGAAAUUUGAAUGCAAAUGUUCAUAGCAGCAUUACUCAUAAUAGCCCAAAGCUGAAACAGCCCCAAUGUUCCACAGUGGAUGAAUCGAUGAACAAAAUAUGGCGCAUCCACAGAAUGGAAUACAAAGAAAGAAAGCGUGGACACAUGCUGCAACAUGGAUGAACCUUGAAAAUAUUGUGCCAGGGGAAAGAAACCAGAGACAAAGAGCCACAUGUUGUAGGAUUCCAUGUAUAUGAAAGGUCCUAAUAAGCAAACUCAUAAAGACAAAAAGCAGAUUGGUGGUCACUUAGGGCUAGGGUGAGGAGUGACGGUUAGUGGGCACUGAGUUUCUCCGGGGGGAACUGAAUUAGAUGGUGGUGAUUGCACAAUUCUGUGAAUAGACUAAAAACCACUGGACUGUAAGAGGGUGAAUUUUUUGGUAUAUGAAUUACAUCUCAAUAAAGCUGUUACUUAAAACGUGGAAAAAAUAAUAAGCAGUCACUAGCUAUUCUCAAUAAAACAGAAACCACAUAGGUAAGACCAAUAUUGUCACAUUUUGGUUUUGGCUGAUAAUGGGGCAAGUGAGCAUAGUCACCGUUGCCAGAGGAUUUACCAUUUACAAAUAAAAGUUUCUGUGGAGUGACAACCUUUUACUGUGUGCCAGGUACUGUGCUAAGCACUUUGUAUAUACCGAUUCAUGUAAUCCUUGUGACAGCCCCGUGAUGCCCCAUUUUUAGAUGGGGAGAUUGAGGUUAGGAGAGUUGAAUAACUUGCCCAUAGCUGCACAGCUUCCAAGUUGCAGAGACAGGAUUUUCACCGAGUCUUAUUACAAACUGCCUCAUAUUGUGUGGACUGGAAAUUCUAUGUUGAGGUUAAUUUAUUCAUUUGUUGUUUAGUUCUUUUCAUCAUUGUUGAGUUACCAAUGGCAGUUCCAGAGGAUUUAUCAUUUACCCCAAAGCUACUGCAAAUCUAAGAGAAAACAAUGUUCUUGCUGCUAAAGUUUAAUGUACAAAAAGGUAAAAUCAUGACUGUCUUGCAAAUAAAACAUGAACAUGUAUCCAA